Messenger RNA from Brassica napus (rape), 1052 nucleotides. RefSeq names its product eukaryotic initiation factor 4A-I. The coding region runs from base 140 to 787 and encodes 215 amino acids. Lineage: Eukaryota; Viridiplantae; Streptophyta; Magnoliopsida; Brassicales; Brassicaceae. The record is from RefSeq and is a predicted model, not a curated record. The transcript has 6 exons.
AAGUAAACAAAUAUGAAACGCCCAAACGACGUCAUUUAGGUUGUUGACUGACACCAAAAGAAACAGAGCUUCUCUUCUCUGUUUGAGUCGUGACCUGACCUGAGUUUCGAAGCGGGCGCCGUGUAUCGUAAGAGUAGUUAUGGAGUCCAUGGAAGCUCAAUCUCCAGCUUUUCAAUCUCCUUCUCGUUCCAGUCAGCAAUUGCAUUUCUACCUCGCCGUGGACCGUCCCCUAUUCAAAAUGGAGACAGUAGUGGAGUUACUAGGAGUGCUAGGACGUCGUCCAUGGCUUCCCAUUGUAGUGUGUUGCAGCUCUCGCGAUGAACUCGACGCCGUCUCCUCUUCCUUAUCCACUCUCCCUUACAUCUCCUUUGCUGCUUUGUACAGUGAUCUGGGAGAGAGAGAACGAGCUUCGGUUUUAGAUAAAUUCCGACAAGCGACAAUCAACUGGAACCAGCAACUUAACUCUGCAGUAGUAGAAGAAGGUCUGGAAGAGAGUGAAACCAGAGAAGAAGAAGAUGAAAAGAAAUCUCAUUUGGUGGUUGUGACUGAUGUUUGUCUUCCCAUGCUUUCAUCUGGAGAGUCUUCUCUUUCCUCGCGAGUUCUCAUCAACUACGAGCUUCCUACUAAGAAGGAAACUUAUACUAGGCGUUUAACAUCUUGCUUAGCUUCAGGUGGGAUUGUCAUAAACAUGGUUGUUGGAGGUGGAGUAACUACUCUCAGAAGCCUUGAAGAGAGCAGCGGCAUUAUCAUCGCGGAGAUGCCAAUCAAUAUUUCUGAGAUCUUAUAACAAUGCAUGCCUCCUACGAUCUGAAGGACUGUCUAUUUGACUAAGCGGGCUUCAAAAUGUAUGUUCAUGACUUUUCUUUCUAGAGACAUCAAUAUUUUGUGCUGAUACACAUAAGCUGCCUGUCUCUCUGCUGCACUUUUAGCUAUUGGCUUGAUCACUUUUGUUCAUAACGCUGCGUUUCCACAGUUUUAUUCAUCUCGGAAGAAUUUUUCUUUUGGAACAUUUGGAUAAAGGCAUAAAUAAAUCAACUGUGCAAUAGUUGACA